UCAUUUUUUGUUAAGAAAAAACUGAAGGGAUGGUGCCAAUUUCUUUCAUUUUCUUACAUUUGAAAGGAGGGCCAUAGUAGAGUCAGUACUGUGGUUGCCACUAAUUCAUAGGAAGUAGAAAUCUAAAUUCUGUGAAUAAACUGGCUGUCACUUCAAUUCACAUGCUCGUUGACAUACUUUAGAUUAAGAAUUAGUUGUGGUUUCACCUUACAUGCAUUUUAUUGGAGUUUUAUGGCUACACGUGUUUUUAUGGUAAAACAGUGGCUGUAUGAAGCUGCUGCUAUAGCUUUUGAGGCUAUAUCACGUACUUUGGCUCAGAAUUGCGGGGUGAAUAUGAUUAGAACAAUGACGGCGCUGCAGGGAAAGCAUGCAAAUGGUGAAAAAUCAUGGAUUGGCAUUGAUGGUAACACUGGUGUGAUAACUGAUGUGAAAGAGAAAAAGAUAUGGGAUGCCUACAACGUGAAGGGCCAGAGUUUUAAAACGGCCAUAGAAGCUGCUUGCCUACUUCUCAGAAUCGAUGACAUUGUGAGUGGGAUGAAGAAGAAGCAGCCUCCUGGUGCCAAAGCUCCUUCCAAGCCUCAAGUUGAGACAGAAGGGACGCCCUGA
Messenger RNA from Prunus persica (peach), 606 nucleotides. RefSeq names its product T-complex protein 1 subunit gamma-like. The transcript is spliced from 3 exons. The coding region runs from base 232 to 606 and encodes 124 amino acids. NCBI's taxonomy places the organism in Eukaryota, Viridiplantae, Streptophyta, Magnoliopsida, Rosales, Rosaceae. Gene Ontology annotation, biological process: protein folding. Gene Ontology annotation, molecular function: ATP binding; ATP-dependent protein folding chaperone. The record is from RefSeq and is a predicted model, not a curated record. Gene Ontology annotation, cellular component: chaperonin-containing T-complex.